Messenger RNA from Aspergillus wentii DTO 134E9, 1002 nucleotides. RefSeq names its product NAD(P)H-quinone oxidoreductase. The record is from RefSeq and is a predicted model, not a curated record. Gene Ontology annotation, molecular function: oxidoreductase activity. The transcript is spliced from 4 exons. Lineage: Eukaryota; Fungi; Ascomycota; Eurotiomycetes; Eurotiales; Aspergillaceae. The coding region runs from base 1 to 1002 and encodes 333 amino acids.
AUGCAAGCAAUCUCCAUCAAAAACGGCAAAGGCCCCGCCGACGCCCUCUUCGUCGACCAGAUCCCCAAACCCGUCCCCGGCGAUAGCCAGGCGCUGGUGAAGAUCAAAGCCUUUGGUCUGAACCGCAUGGAUCUUUUACAGCGAGAGGGUCUGUAUCCGCUGCCUCCGCAGGCGCCCGAGACGCUGGGCGUGGAGUUCUCGGGUACCAUUGAGGGGUUUGGAUCGGAUGCCAAGGGGGAUUUCAACGUGGGAGAUGAGGUUUUGGGUCUUGCUUAUGGCGGUGCUUAUGCGGAGUAUAUUGUUGUGUCGAUCCACAUGCUCGUGCAUAAGCCUGCUGAGCUCUCGUGGGAAGAAGCCGCCGGUGUUCCCGAGACAUGGAUCACUGCCUCGCAAGCUCUCUUCCUGAUCGGCGACUUCCAACCCGGCCAAUCCGUCCUCUGGCAUGCAGGCGCCUCGUCCGUCUCCAUCUCGGGCAUCCAACUCGCCAAAGCCCACGGCGCAAAGGCCAUCUACGCCACUGCCGGGUCCCAGGAAAAGAUCGACUUCCUCGUCAACGAACUCGGCGUGACGGCUGCGUUCAACUACCGCACCCAGGACUGGGCGGGGGAGAUCACCAAGAUCACCAACGGCGAGGGCGUGAACCUCAUCGUAGACUUUAUCGGUGCGACUUACUUCCAGGGCAAUCUGAAUGCCGCGGCCCGUGAUGGGCGGGUUGUGCUGCUCGGCCUGAUGGGUGGUGGCAAGCUGCCUGAUGGGGUGAAUAUUGCCCCGUUGCUGUUUAAGAGGAUUCGUGUGGAGGGAAGUACCCUUCGUAGUCGCGAUGUGGAGUAUCAGAGGAAGUUGAGAAAUACGCUGGUUGAACAUGCAUUGCCCAAGUUCAAGGAUGGCUCGUUCAAGGUGUUUGUCGAGCGGGUGUUUGCGUUUAAUGAGGUUAUUGAGGCGCAUAAGCUGUUGGAGAGUAACACUUCCAAGGGCAAGUUGAUUGUGUCGUUUAAUGCAUAA